AUUCUUACCUUUGAAUUUGAUGACCAUUGAAGAGGAAUUUGAAAAGAAUCCAGAAUUAAAAAAUGAAGACUUGAAAGAACUACGAGAAUGGCUAAGUAAACAGAGAUAUUUGCCCAACGUUACAGACUUAGAACUGAUAUUAUUUCUCCAUGCAAAACAAUUCGACGUUCAAGCUGCCAAAGUGAUGCUCAAUGAGCACUACACUGUCCGAACGCAUUUACCAAAUAUUUUUGGCAACAGGGAUUUGACUGAUAAACAACUGGCUAGGGCACUGGAAGUAGUUUCUUUUGCAUCAAUACCAAGUGCAAACGGAGAACGCGUUAUAAUAUCAAGACUCAGGGAUGUAGAACCUGCACGAUACAGUUUAGUAAAUGCGAUUCGUGCCUUUUUCCUAGUGCAGGAUUUAGAUCAUCUUCGAAAUGGAACUGCAAAAGGGCACAGAAUCGUAUUUGAUAUGACUGGCAUGGUUAUGGGUCACCUGACAAGAAUGUCACCUGUCGUCUUACACAAAUUUAUUUAUUAUUUACAGGAAGUCUUCCCAGGCCGAUUACGUGGAAUUCAUUAUAUCAACAUUGUGCCAUACGUAGAUGUUCUAAUGUCAUUGAUGCGUCCGUUCAUUAAAAAACAAUUAUUAGAAAUCUUGCAUUUUCACAAGGAAUUGGAUCUCCUGUACAAAUACAUUCCGCGAAAAUAUUUGCCGAGGAAUUAUGGUGGUGAAGGACCGUCGAUGAACGAGUUCCAUGAAAUAACCUUAACAGAUUUAUAUAAGCACAAAUCAGUUUUUGCUGAAGAAGAACAAACUAGAAGAGUCAACGAACGCAUCAGACCAGGUGGACCAAAAGACGCAACAGAUUUAUUCGGAAUAGAAUCAUCAUUCAAACAAUUGGAAAUAGAUUAACGAAGUGAAAAUUAUGUUAUUUAUUCUAGUAUA
Molecule: messenger RNA, 931 nt
Organism: Ctenocephalides felis (cat flea)
Lineage: Eukaryota; Metazoa; Arthropoda; Insecta; Siphonaptera; Pulicidae
Product: alpha-tocopherol transfer protein-like
Exons: 5
Coding region: 20-898 (292 amino acids)
Cellular component (GO): membrane
Molecular function (GO): GTP binding; phosphatidylinositol bisphosphate binding
Source: RefSeq, a predicted model, not a curated record